AUGGCGGCUUCGCUGCGAUACUCGGUGCAUCAGUACGGCGCCCACGAGCUCCAGCGCGUGGGCGUGUGGGACGUCGACAUCGCCGCCGAGGCGAAAUACUGGAUCGUGUACAUCCACGGGGGCGCGUGGCGGGAUCCGCGGGUGACGCACGAGACGUUUGCGCCGAUCAUCACGGGGGUGCUGGAGGAGACGGGUCGCGCUGACGCCGCGCCGCCGCCGCCCGUCGCCGCCUUCGCGUCGCUCGACUACCGGCUGAGCCCGCACCCGGGGUUCCCGCAGGACGCGGCGACGACGCCGGCGGCGCGGCUGCGCGCCGCGCGGCACCCGGACCACCUGGACGACGCGCGGGCCGCGCUGGCCUUCCUGCAGCGGCGCUUCGGCUUCGGCGCGCGCUACGUGCUCGCGGGGCACUCGGCGGGCGCGUGCCUCGCGUACCAGGCGCUGCUCUGGCCGUCGGCGGCGGCCGCCGCCGCCGCGCCGCUCGCGCCGCCGCGCGCCGUGCUCGGCCUCGAGGGCAUCUACGACCUGCGCGGCGCCGACGCGCGCGCCGCCGGCGCCUACGCCGAGUUCCUGGCCGCGGCCUUCGGCCCGCGCGGCCCCGCCUGGGACGCGGCGUCGCCGGCGCUCGCCCGCGGCGCCAGCCCCUACGGCGGCGUGCCCGGGCUCGCGCUCGCCGCCCUCGGCCACUCCCCCGACGACGAGCUCGUCGACGCCGCCGAGACCGCCGCCAUGGCCGCGCGCCUGCGCGCCGACGGCGUCGUCGAGGACGCUACCGCCGCUGCCGACCGCCCCCGCUUGCUGCUCGUCGACGGCCUGCGCGGCUCCCACGACCACGUCUGGCAGGACGGCGCCGCCGUCGCCCGCGCCCUGCUCCGCAUCCUGGCGCUCUUGGAGGCGCGGGACCGCGCUGCUGCUGCUGGAACGACGGGAUCGCCGUAGAAGGGGGGAGGGAGGGAGAUGGAGGGAGGAUACGUGGGGGUGAAGACGCGCUUAGGGGAUGGAUGCGUAGCAGCAUGUACACGCAGUUAUGCGGCAAUUGCCAACAGGCCGUGGUGGGCAAGCAACCGAAUUCAUUCAGCAGCACCCAGCUCCGUCGGUGCGUAUACGGGGACCUUGCUCUUAGCCAAGAUUCUAUGCCUCCACGUUCCGGCCAGACCGCUCUCGCUCCUCUGGAUCUGUUUGUUUUACGUAGAUUGUAUGUCUGCGGCUUAGUAGCCCUUGCGGCAUCUCGUUCGAGGUGACAUCGCCCCCCUCUGGCCGUGCGAUUCCUUCUCCCCCCGGUCUAUCUAUCCGGUUCUAGUUCCCGCGGGAUUUACCUAUGUACCUGGACCUAGUCUAUCCUAGUUAGGGCGCUAUAUAAGGCCGAUGCUAUACGAAAGGGUUGUUGAGUCAUGAGGCGUCUAGACUACGUUUUAUAUGCCUUGUUUUGUCUCUCGAAUAUCGUUAAGACUAUCCCCAGGACCUAGCAGAAGGAUGGAUGGGGGGCUCGGGGGGAGGCUAGAAGAAGGCAUCGGCAUCAGCGUUAACCGCUUCCUAGCCCAUUUUAGUCUAGAUGUAGGGACAGAUAAAAG
Molecule: messenger RNA, 1571 nt
Organism: Durotheca rogersii
Lineage: Eukaryota; Fungi; Ascomycota; Sordariomycetes; Xylariales; Xylariaceae
Product: alpha/beta-hydrolase
Exons: 2
Coding region: 1-939 (312 amino acids)
Molecular function (GO): arylformamidase activity
Source: RefSeq, a predicted model, not a curated record